This is a messenger RNA of Callithrix jacchus (white-tufted-ear marmoset), 1087 nucleotides long. RefSeq names its product interferon beta 1 (gene IFNB1). Gene Ontology annotation, cellular component: extracellular region. Gene Ontology annotation, biological process: defense response. Gene Ontology annotation, molecular function: cytokine receptor binding. The record is from RefSeq and is a predicted model, not a curated record. NCBI's taxonomy places the organism in Eukaryota, Metazoa, Chordata, Mammalia, Primates, Cebidae.
UCUGGAAAUAACUUCCUUUGGUCAAAAUACUAUAUUUUAUGUACAUUUGCAACAAUUCUAGUUGCAUGAAUAAAACAGCUUAACUACAAAUGUAAAAGUGACAUAGGAAAACUGAAAGGGAGAACUGAAAGUGGGAAAUUCCUGUGAAUAGAUAGAGGACCUGUCAUAUAAAUAGGCCAUACCCAUGGAGAAAGGACAUUCUAACUGCAACCUUUGGAAGACUGCUCUGGCACAAGAGGUAGUAGGCGACACUGUUUCUGUUUUCAUCAUGACCCGCAAGUGUCUCCUCCAAAUUGCUCUCCUGUUGUGCUUCUCCACUACAGCUAUUUCCAUGAGUGGCAACUUGCUUGGAUUCCUACAAAGAAGAAGCAAUUUUCAGAGUCAGAAGCUCCUGUGGCAAUUGAAUGGAAGGCUUGAAUAUUGCCUCAAGGACAGGAUGAACUUUGAGGUCCCUAAGGAGAUCACACAACCGCAGCAACUCCAGAAGGAGGACGCCGCAUUAAUCAUCUAUGAGAUGCUCGAGAACAUCUUUACUAUUUUCAGAGGAGACUUCUCUAGGACUGGCUGGAAUGAGACUAUUGUUGAGAACCUCCUUGCUAAUGUCUAUCAGCAUGCAGAACAUCUGAACACAAUCCUGAAAGAAAAAUGGGAAGAAAAAGAAUUCACCAGGGGAAAAUUCAUGAGCACUCUGUACCUGAAAAGAUAUUAUGGGAGGAUUCUGCAUUACCUGAAGGCCAAGGAGUACAGCCACUGUGCCUGGACCAUAGUCAGAGUGGAAAUGCUCAGGAACUUUUACUUUAUUAACAGACUUACAAGUUACCUCUGAAACUGAAGAUCUCCUAGGCUCUGUAUGCCUCUGGGACUGGACAAUUACUUCAAGCAUUCUUCAACAAGCAAAUGCUGUUUAAGUGACUGAUGGCUAAUGUACCGUUUUUGAAAGGACACUAGAAGACUUUAAAAUUUUUAUUAAAUUAUGAGUUACUUUAUUUAUUUAAAUUUUUAUUUUGAAAAAUAAAUUAUUUUUAAUGCAAAAGUCAACAUGGCAGUUUUAAUUUCAAUUUGAUUUAUAUGGCCAUCCAUAUUUUUA